CCUGCAUAGAGUCCAUACAUGGGGCUUUCCACACCUCUGCUCAGACUUUGUGGACGGUCCCUAACUGGCCCCAUGAGUCGUGAGACGUUCACGGAGCCGCUCCGACUGACUGUUGCUGAACUCUGUAGUGGAGAGGGAAAAGUUGGUGAAGAUGCACUGAAACCGACCGAACUGCCAAGGACCCGGACUUCAGUUAUCUGGUACACAGUUUUACAACUAUGAGGAGCAUCAGACCGACGAAACGGUCCAAACCAUUUCUUAGAGAUGGCUGACGUUGAGGAAAAGAAGGAUUUUCGGCGCCCACUUUAAAGCCACGGAGAGCCUAUUUCUUUCCAUUCAUUGGUGGGGAUCAUACCAUGAGCACCCUCCAGCAGCUGGGAACAAUGUCUUUUUUGAUCAAAAAGAAGAAGUUCAAGUUUCAAGUGCACUUUACAUUGGAGGAGCUUACAGCAGUGCCUUUUGUCAACGGAGUGCUUUUCUGCAAGAUCCGGCUGAUAGAUGGUGGGGACUUUGCCAUUUCGUCAUCCAGGGAGGAGGUGCAGCAGAACUGUGUUCGAUGGAGGAAGAAGUUCUCCUUCGUAUGUAAAAUGAUCGCUAAUCCAAUCACUGGAGUGUUGGACCCCUGCAUCUGCCGGGUCUCUGUACGUAAGGAGCUCAAAGGAGGGAAAUCCUUCUCAAAGCUAGGUUUUGCUGAUCUCAACAUUGCGGAGUUUGCUGGUUCGGGCUCCGCAGUUCGCUGCUGCAUCCUGGAGGGUUAUGACACCAAAAACACUCGACAGGACAACUCUAUUCUCAAGGUCACAAUUGGGAUGACUCUACUGUCUGGGGAUCCCUGCUUUAAAACGCCUCCCAGCACGGCCAAAUCUCUCUCCAUCGGGGACGAGGACCCCACCCUGCAGCUGGACUGUAAGGGGGAGAGCACUGAUUCCACAGGGCAGCCCCGAGGGGUCCUCAGGGAGGUCAUGAGGGAGGGUCCUCGCACCUUCAAACCCAGACAGUCGUCUAUACGUAGCUCAGGGCUUCCUGAGGAGGGAGAGAGUGUGUCCAGCCAAGAUGAGGUCUUUCACACCGGACAUUUCCGCAGCUCCAGCUAUGCCAGCCAGCACAGUAAGAUUUCAGGCUAUAGCACAGCUCACUCUCGCUGCUCCAGCCUGACCGACCUCAGUCACCAUAGGAACGCCUCCUCCAGCAGCAAUGUGUCCUGUGGGCUUGUCCAACCCUGCCAGCUGACCGCGUCCAGCCCCACAGAGCCACACCGACAAGCCACUCCAACCAAACCGGAGAGACCUCCUCUACCCUCCGCAGCGGCCCUCAUGUCCAACAGAUCCUCCAGGAGAAAGAAGGACACUGUGGAGAGACAGCCCAGCUGUGUGGACGACACUCGCAUUGAUGCGGGUGACAUUGUGGAGAAGAUCGUACAGAGUCAGAAUUUUUAUGACAGCGGCAACAAGGAAGACAGCAACUUGAGACUGUUUGUGAGCAAAGAUGGGACCACCGCCCUCAGCGGGACCCAGCUCGCCAACAGAGGAACGCCUGGUAUUUUUGAGCCAGUGGUCAUUGAGACUCACUGAAAGACACUGUACUCUAACAUGUCUCCAGCCUCAUCAACUGGUCAAUGACUCUGUGACAUGAGAUUGUCUGUGACUGUAUGUUCAAGUAUGUGUAACUUUAAGUGCACACAACCUGAAAUAAGACUACUAUGAUGUGUGUGUGUGUGUGUGUGUGUGUGGUGUUGGUGGUGUAUCAAUAUAUAUAUAAAUAUAUAUAUAUAUAUAUAUAUAUAUAAUAUUAUAUGAUUUAUAUGUAUAUGGAACCUUUUAGUAAAUCUGUACACUACUACACUACGGUCAAAAGUUUGGGGUCACUUACAAGUUUCCUACCCCAUUAUAGACAGAAUACCAGCUGAUCUGAGUGGUGGGUGGGGGGGGGGUGAUCUUUAAUGCCAUAUGUACAUUGCCAUUAUCAGCAACCAUUCAUCCAAUGUUCCAAAGGCACAUUCUUCACUAAUCUGAUAUCAUUUUUAAAAAACUAAGUGGAAAAGCAUUGGAGAAACCUUAUUUGUAAUUAUGUAAACAGCAUAAUGUAAUCUGAAAACGGCUGCCCCGGUUAAAAACAACAACAAUGAUCUCAGCUGGUACUCUGUCUGUAAUGGAGUGCAAUGGACAUUUCUAAGUGACCCCGAACUUAUGACCGGUUGUGUAUUUAAUUGGGUGGUGGGAGGUGUGUUGCACAUAAUUAUUGUAUUUUCUCAAAUAGUGAACAGACUUUUUUUUUCUUUUUUACUUUAAAUGAAAAAAGAAUCAGGCCUUUAUAUCUAUAUUAUUUCUAUAUUUAUUUCUAUAUCUAUAUAUAUAUAUAUGUAUGUGUGUGUGAGUGUGUGUAUGUAUAUAUAUAUAUAUAUAUAUAUAUAUAUAUAUAUAUAUACACAGGUACAUUUGAAAAUAUUCCCAUCUGCUCCCAGUUGCUGUGUUAAUUACAGGUUUUGUUGUUUGCUGUUAAUACAGGUUUAACAUGUCAUCUACAUAUCUGUUUUACAUUAAAACAACGCCAUCAGUCCAGGGGGAAUAAUUCCUCCUCUUUUAUCGUGGAACAUCUGCAGCUUAACCCUUGUGUUGUCUUCCCCUUAACCAUGAACUUGAAUUUUUUUUUGUGCUUUUCCAAUGUUUUUGUCCCUUUUUCUGAUUUUAUUUGUCACUUUUUCCAUGCUUUUGGCGCUUUAAAAAAAAAACCUGAGCUGGUUUAAUAACAGGUUUUACACUUAUUCUUAGAAUUCGUGGUCAACAAACCUCAUUUAUAUCAAACCUUUUAAUUAAAAAGGCAGAAAUUAUAAAUUAUUUUGACUAAUAGAUCUGAGGAUGUUGAGUGGAUCACAGAAGGGUAUAUGCCAAACGGUACUGUUUUGAAACCAUUAAAAAAAAAAGAAUUUAAAUGCUAUAAGAUUAAAUAAAACACCCCAAAAAUUCAAUGAAAGUAAUCAGUAAUUUUACCUUAAGAACAUAUGGAGUCAUCCAUGUUAUUUGUGGACAAUUUGAUUGAAAGAAAUCCUAAUUUCUGAUAUAAAACACUUUGAAACGGGUCAAUUUGACAGUCUUUAGCAACACUUUUUUUUUUUUACUGUCAUGCACAGGAAUUAGCAUUCUCUAAAAUUACCUAAUUUAUGUGCAUAGACAAGCAAUUUGUACUCAAGUUAGAAUUAAUAUCAAGUUACUUUAACAGCUGGAAUUUGAGAUGCCUACAAAUACUGAAUGCCUUUCUUCAUAUUCUUCAUAUUGUGAGGACAUUCCAUUCAUUUCAGUGGUCCUUGUCCAAUCACCACUCUUUUUUUUUUAUACAGUUGUGGUGCUACCUGUACAUCUCAUCAAUAUUGCCAUUGCAAUUUUCCGCAAUUAUCCUCCGUUGCCUUAGAACGGUGCCAGGUCACUGACUUAGUGUCCUAAAUUUCAAUAAAUCACUCUACACUGUACAGUGAUUUCCAACCUGCAUUACUCAAUAAAGGACCAGUCUGAAACACACCCGGCAAAACUUUGACCGUGCUAGGUGCGCAAAAUACACAAACAAUACCCUGAAACCACUGCAUCAUGGGAAUUGUAGUGCAACACUGAAAUAUUUGUGCAUUCAGAAGGGCCUCGUCAACUCGUGAAACUGAAAAUUUCUGAGUUUACCACCAGGAAGCAGCUUGCUAAGUACAGGACAGACUGACUCCCAGGGUUUCACUUUAACACAUGACGGACAACUGGAAACGUUAUGGAAACCGCUUGAUUUCCUUAGAACUUGGAUUUCUCCAUCAUGAGGUAUAAAUACAUGAAACAGCCUGGUCAGUGUUUCUUUAGUCUGGAUCAGCAACCACUCUGUUCUCUUUUAGGAAAGACAACAAACCAACAGCUGGCAAAUUACCACUGAAAAUGGGCAAGGGUGGAAGAAAAAUGGUAUGGUCCAACAAGGCAGGACUUGGUUUUUUUGGGAAAUUAUUGUAAAGAUUUACAAAGAAUAUAUAAUAUAUAAUAGCUACAGACACAGAAAUGGCUCAAACGAAGUAAAGCUCAUUGUGGGACUGGCUCUAGUGGCUGUAGUUCUGCACCAGGGCUGAAUAUCGGGAAAGAGACUAUACAGACCACAAAGGUCUAUACUCUAGACCACUAAGGUCUAUACCUUAGUGGCCCCCGAAUACUGCAUCUAAAAGUAUCCAUAAAGCACCAUGUUAUGGGACCUUUAAGCCAUCGAUCCAUCUCGUCAGUUGACCGUAACCGUAAACUUUGCGAUAAAAAAUUGCGAUAAAAAUUGGAGACAGUGUCGCGAAACUUUCAGUUUCAUUGCUGAAGUCUAACAACACAAAAAAACAGCCAAUUAAAAAAAUGUGAGUUUGAAUUUAUUUUAUAUUGAAAAUCAUCUAUGCUCCUCACUGUUAGGCUUUGGAGUUGCUGGCAGAUAGUUUGAAAAACACUGUUUAGAAAUUUAAUUCAAAAACAUGAUAUUUUACCAAAUGUACUUGCAGACUUGUGUCCAUUAUCAACACCCCACUGUGGCUUUUUUUUACUAGUCCAGUUCAUGUAAGAUUUACUACUGACUACACAAGUCAAAUAUGAAAUAUGACUAAAUCAUUUUCUGGCUUUACAAGUUGACGAGGUCCCACAUAAUGCAGCACAAGAGCUAGGAAAGGCUCUUACUGGGAGCAGACGUCCUCUGGACAGACUGAUGCAGAAUCCGACUGAAACUGAAAUAUUAUAUAGAAGUUAUUUUAUCCUCUUAACAUAUUUUGAUGACUGUCUAUUAAUAUACUAUUUUGCACAUGUGUACUCUCUGAGGAGGGUUGUUAGGUACCACUAAAAGGAAAUGGAUAUUGCACGGUUGCAAAAUGAUAUGCAGUACAUACACUGUGUGUGUGUGUGUGUGUUUGUGUGUAUAUAUAUAUAUAUUUAGUGUGGCCAUAAGUGCGCGUCCAUUCUCUGCACUUCCAAAGUAUUUUGAAUUUGAAUGCUCUUGUAAAAUAAUAAAGAAUGUAA
This is a messenger RNA of Etheostoma spectabile (orangethroat darter), 5000 nucleotides long. RefSeq names its product estrogen-induced osteoclastogenesis regulator 1b (gene eeig1b). Bases 357 to 1571 code for a protein of 404 amino acids. The record is from RefSeq and is a predicted model, not a curated record. Lineage: Eukaryota; Metazoa; Chordata; Actinopteri; Perciformes; Percidae. The transcript has 12 exons.